CAGACCUACCCUGCGACUUUCAGGCAGAUUCAGCUACCAGAUCCCAGAAAACAUGACCCUGGCUGCCUACAAGGAGAAGAUGAAAGAGCUCCCCCUGGUGUCCUUGUUCUGCUCCUGUUUCUUGGCUGAUCCCCUGAAUAAGUCAUCCUAUAAAUAUGAAGCAGACACGGUGGACCUGAACUGGUGUGUGAUUUCUGACAUGGAAGUCAUUGAGCUGAACAAGUGUACUUCGGGCCAGUCUUUUGAAGUCAUCUUGAAGCCACCUUCCUUUGAUGGGGUGCCUGAGUUCAAUGCUUCCCUGCCUCGGCGGCGAGAUCCAUCACUGGAGGAGAUCCAGAAGAAAUUAGAAGCAGCUGAGGAACGCAGGAAGUACCAGGAAGCUGAACUCUUGAAACACUUGGCGGAAAAACGAGAACAUGAGCGGGAAGUGAUUCAAAAAGCCAUUGAGGAAAACAACAACUUCAUUAAGAUGGCUAAGGAAAAACUGGCCCAGAAGAUGGAAUCCAAUAAGGAGAACCGUGAGGCCCACCUUGCUGCUAUGUUAGAACGUCUGCAAGAGAAGGACAAGCACGCGGAAGAAGUGCGGAAAAACAAGGAGCUAAAGGAAGAGGCCUCCAGGUAAAGCCCAGAGGCCAACGAAGUUUCCAGGACAGACGGACAGCUGCUGCA
Molecule: messenger RNA, 669 nt
Organism: Chrysochloris asiatica (Cape golden mole)
Lineage: Eukaryota; Metazoa; Chordata; Mammalia; Afrosoricida; Chrysochloridae
Gene: STMN4
Product: stathmin-like 4
Exons: 5
Coding region: 53-622 (189 amino acids)
Biological process (GO): regulation of microtubule polymerization or depolymerization; neuron projection development; microtubule depolymerization
Cellular component (GO): neuron projection; cytoplasm
Molecular function (GO): tubulin binding
Source: RefSeq, a predicted model, not a curated record